Molecule: messenger RNA, 1011 nt
Organism: Klebsormidium nitens
Lineage: Eukaryota; Viridiplantae; Streptophyta; Klebsormidiophyceae; Klebsormidiales; Klebsormidiaceae
Source: the annotation of a GenBank genome assembly
CUCUGUCUGAGCUAGGCAGCUCAAAGGUUGUGCCACCAUGAGCGGCAUAUCGCUUGGCCGCCAAGAGGCGGCAGGGGGUUCUGAAGCUGCGAUCCGAAACCCAGCAGCUCAAACUGGGGAUGCUUCUAAGCCUGAGGAGCUCACAGAAGCGGGAGCACAGCAGGCGGAGGGGAAAGUGGAGGUAGGGGAAGGAGACAAGCAGAGUGGAGCUGAAAAGGAAGGCUGGAAAAAGGAGUUGGAGAAAGCCGGACUCACUGUACUGAAGGGAGCCCUAGCCCUAGGACUUGCUUUAGGCGCCAUCCCAAUCGCAUGGCGGUGCUUUACUGGGCCACCGCGCACCGCUUGGUUUCCAUUCGACGACACUUUUGAGUCUUGGCCCGACGCACUGAAGGCAUCCUCUAGACUGGCCUCGGGCGGAGCGGUUGCGGUCGGGACUUUAACUGCCACAGUCCUUCUCUUUGACAGUAUGGGGGGAGACAGCUACGCUUCACCGGAAAAUGCAAGUCAGACCAGGAAGCCCAAAUGCAAGAAAUAGGUGUGUGUUCCCGGCGUUGCGAAGAUUCGAGGCUGCGGCGGACACGGUCAACCGUCAGAUUUAGUGAGCCGUUCUUGUUGCCGUCGGAUAGGAGAAGGAGAUCGCUCUACAUGAGGGUCAAGAUUUUCAUCGCAGGUAAAGCGGACCCAGACCUCAGUAUUAAACCGGCUAUAUAAAUCUGCUUUCCUGCUUGGCUCGAAUGUAGCCGAGUCAUGCGGAUCUGCGAGCGACAUCUUUAUCGCCAUGAUUCUAGCAUUGUAACUGGAGUGUCUGUCAACUCACCACCACUUACACAAAAGGCUGGUAGAUGUCCUAGUUUCGUGACGUGUUCCCAGCACAGACGGUUAUCUUCAAACGUACAUCCCGCUAGACGGACUUCCGCAAAUGAAGGCCGAGCAUAAGAUUCGCAAGCAAGACCAUUAUUGAGACGGCUUCGACCAUGGCACACACUCGUGCACCAGUCUGGAAUUUUGGAC